UCAUGUGUGACUUAACUCAACAAUCUUUACGCUCUAGCCUUUUAAAAUUACUGUCGUUUCUGCAUCAUUAGAACUGCAGCAUAUUUAAAGAACGUUCUAUGAAAAGACAGAAGACCAAAAACUCUAUGCAUAAAAAAAGACACGACUUAAGCUUCUCCAUCAAAGUUUUAAGAUGUACUUAAACACAAAGCGGCAUCUAUAACCACUUCCUUUUUCUCAGUACCUCCUGCAAACAUGCAUUAAAACCACAGUUUCCUGUUCCAGUUUGUCUUCUGCUCUCUGAUGGUCAUCAUGUUCUGGAGGAACACAGCAGUUCUGAUCCUGAUCACGCUGAUUCAGCCACAAAUGAUCUCUGCAGCUCCAUCGUUAACUGAACACAGAAGUCUGGAGGUUUCCAGAGGAGAUUCAGUCACUUUGUCUUGUAACAUGUCUGUGAAAGAAGCAUUUGAAAUCAAAUGGAUCAAAGGAAAUUUAUCAUUUCUUCAUUCCGUCGUUCUCAAUGCUACUGUUUCAAAUUUCUCUUCUUCAAAGAUCAGUAUAGAGACCGACCUCCCUACAAAGAUAAAUAUACUAAAUUUUCAAGUUGAAGAUGAAGGAUUUUAUAAUUGUACAGUAACUGACAGGAAAGGACAUAAUACAAUUAUAUGGAAUUUAACUCUGUUUGAAACAGAUAUCCCGAAGUCCUCUGAAUAUCUGAUAUUGUUCUCAGCUCUGCCUGGUGCUGUAUUGUUUCUGUGUUGCAUUGUGUCAGCUGUCUGGAUCUGCAGGAAAUGUAGAAGAAGAGCUCGUGCUCAAUAUCCCGUUCAAACCCAGAUCCCUCUCUCUGAAGGAACAACCGACAACUGGAGGAACAACAGACAUCGGAGAGAAUACAUGGAGAGGCUGAACUCCGUCUAUGGUUGUACCUAACUGUGAAGUGGACCUGCGGCUGGACAGUUUGAGUAUAACAGGUUUAAACCUGGGUUGCAUCUUCAGAUGAUGCCUGGUUACGUCACCAUGGAGAUGGAGAGGCUCAGUGGUCACAGACUGAUGUGGGAUUGCAUGAAUGUGAAUCUGUUCCACUGUGAACAAAGCUUCAACAAACACUUCCUGUAUCAAUAAAGAUAAAAAAAAAUCAUUGGAGGACAAAUAAAUGUGUCAAACCACAAUAAAGAAGUGUUUGAGGAGUCUCCAGCUCCUGUGAGGCGAAACGCUGGAACUCCCAAAUGACUCCCACUACAACAUGGAUGCGUUAAUGGUGAACUAAAUGGUCACUAAGCAACCCAAAGGUGUUAUGGGAACAUGUUAACAUGUAUUUGAAUUUUCUUUUGUUUGCUUUUUUAUGGACGAAAAAUGUUGAGACAGGAAAGCAAAAGAAAAUGUGAACUUUCAUAAAACUGAAUUUUUAAAGUUUUAAGUAUUUAUACAAAAAAAGGUAGA
Molecule: messenger RNA, 1419 nt
Organism: Oryzias melastigma (Indian medaka)
Lineage: Eukaryota; Metazoa; Chordata; Actinopteri; Beloniformes; Adrianichthyidae
Exons: 5
Coding region: 283-909 (208 amino acids)
Source: RefSeq, a predicted model, not a curated record